This is a messenger RNA of Astyanax mexicanus (Mexican tetra), 2125 nucleotides long. RefSeq lists its product as uncharacterized. Bases 115 to 1989 code for a protein of 624 amino acids. Lineage: Eukaryota; Metazoa; Chordata; Actinopteri; Characiformes; Acestrorhamphidae. The record is from RefSeq and is a predicted model, not a curated record. Gene Ontology annotation, molecular function: signaling receptor activity. The transcript has 16 exons.
GUCGGAUAUAUUACAUGUGUUCUCUUUAAGAUAACCUUAAUAUUUAAACCUGACCGUAUUUUAGACCCCCCUUCCAGUCUUAACAGCACUGUGGAGACGGACACGGGCUGCAGAAUGUUAAGAACAGUGCUGCUCCUUAUCGCUUUGUCUGGCCUUCAAGCCAGACCUUUGCCGAAUGAUCUUCUUCGGUUCCAAAAUGGCGGCUGGGUGAUUGGAGCUCCACAAUUGGUCCAAGAUCAACUGAUGGACAAUUUUGUCUAUUCUGAAAGCAAUGCACAAUCUAGACGUUCCCCAACAGACCUGAAUAACGGCCUUAUCAAGAAACAAAGCAGUGUAAUAAACUCUGAAUCUAAGGAGAAAGUUGCUGUUGCUCCUGCUGUUGAAGUGAAAGUGCAGGACAAUCCGAUCCAGAAAGCCUUUGGUGCUGAGAACCGUAGACAGGGCACAGAACCUUCCAGACGUUUCCUGGUGGAUCUGAACACUGGCCUGCUGAAGGAACACGUCAGCGAGAUGGACAGGAGAGUUUCAGGAUUCUACAACUACCCAUCUAACAGAGAGUUCAGACAGGGUACUGAACCUUCCAGACGUUUCCUGGUGGAUCUGAGAACAGGCCUUUUGAAGAGUCACGUCAGCGAGAUGAACAGGAGAGUUUCAGGCUCUGAAGAAACUGUAGCAGGAGAGAGGGUGGAAAUCCAGAAGGCACGCCCCGUUGAGAUGCGCAGACAGGGAACUGAACCUUCCAGACGUUUCCUAGUGGAUCUGAACACCGGCAUCCUGAAGGAGCACGUCAGUGAGAUGGACAGGAGAGUUUCAGGCUUCUCUCCAUAUAACUCUCCAUCCCGUCAGGAGUUCCGGCAGGGCACUGAAAACUCACGCAGAACUCUGGUGGAUAUCCGGACCGGCCUGCAGCUUGCUCAUCUAACAGAGAUGCAGAGGAGCACAUCACCAUUGGAUGAAUUCAGACAGGGCACAGAGUACAGCCCGGCAGCCCUGCUGCAGCUCAGAGCAGAGCUGAUGGAGAACAUGGAGAGAGAUAAAUUUACUGAAGAUCAAAGCAAGGGCAAAGACAGCGCUCAUCACAGAGCAUCUCCACCUGAGAUCCGCAGACAGGGAACAGAACCUUCCAGACGUUUCCUUAUCGACCCCAACACUGGCAUGCUGAAGGAACACGUCAGCGAGAUGGACCGGAGAGUCUCAGGCUUCUACAACUACCCAUCCAACUACGAGUUCAGACAGGGCACUGAGAACUCUCAGGCUACUCUGGUGGACAUCAGAUCUGGACACCUUCUGGCUCCACUGUCAGAGAUGCAGAGGACAGUAGCACUAUUAUCUGACCAAGGAAGUAUGGAACACUCUCCAGACAUUUCACCAGAGCUGCACAGCAACCACCUUGUAGAGAACAUAGGAGCAAAUGAAGUACAUAUACCUGACUUCAGACAAGCUGAAAACAUGGAGCCGCAGAAAGCUCUAGAACAUAAUGAGGUUAUGGAGGAGUUAAUGCAUGGUAUGGAAUACAGCCAUGCUAACAUCAUUGAUAACCACAUCAUGGAGUCUGCUGAGAUGAAGAAAAUUGAUGAUGAUGGAGUUACUAUGUGCCAGGGGGAGGAAAUUGAUGGGAAAUGUUAUUAUUUCAACUCAAAUCUACUGACCUUCAGUGAAGCCGAGACUUCCUGUAAAACGUUCUCUUCACUUGGACACUUGGCUUCAGUGACGAGUUCUGGUCUACAUGUACGACUUGUGGAGUUGGUGACCAGGGCCAAGGGUGAAGGAGUCCUGACGUGGUUAGGUGGCAUCAUGAGGGAUGCCCAGUUUGAGUGGACUGAUGGAUCUAGCUGGGAAUAUAGUGACUGGAUGCCCGGUCACCCCAGCACAGAGAAAUACGAGCAGUCCUGCAUGGAGAUGUUCAGAAUGGGUGAGAGCUGGUGGACAGCAGCAGACUGUGACCUGAAGAGAGCAUCAGUUUGCUCAUACCCUGUAAGAGCACUGUGAUCCAUCUUAUAACAUACUCAGCAUAAAACGAUCACUGAGCAUCAUAUCAAAAGUUCCUUAACAUAUAUAUGCAGGAUGUUCAGUAUAUACUUUUAAACCUGAUCUAAUAAAUAAAUGCAGUUUUCUGCCUUACAAA